UUGCCGAAUACGUAAGUCUCAUUCAAAUUUACCGUUUUUUAUUAUCGUUUUUUAUUAUCGUUUUUUAUUUCCGUUCUUUAUUAUACCAAAUAUUCAUUACUGUUAUUUAUUUUAAUUUCAGCAAGAUGGAAAAUUUCGGGUUCAUUCGCAUUUAUAUAUUCAACCAAGUGCGGUUAUAAUACCGUACUUGGAGCUAGCAGGUUUUGCAAAUGUGGCAAAAAUUGCAAGUCUAAAAGUAGACUCUAAACUCAUUGUGGCAUUGUUAGAGAGAUGGAGACCGGAGACACAUACAUUUCAUUUACCAACAGGUGAAUGUACCAUCACAUUAGAGGAUGUGAGUAUGUUAUUCGGUCUCCGAAUCCAUGGAAAAGCUGUCAAUGACCCAACAAACGUAACCAAUGACGUUUACAUGGAAAAUUUGGGCAUCGAACCAACCGCCUCGGAUAAAAAUGGGGCUUCAGUCAAAAUUGUUUGGCUAGAAGCAGUAUUAACGCAACUCAAAAAUAACCCUAACCCGUCCGAGGCAGAAAAUAUUUUACAUGCAAAAAUUUAUAUUUUACUUUUAAUUGCUACUUUUUUAAUGCCAGAUAAAAGUCACAAUUUGUUGCAUUCUUCUUGGUUACCUUUAGUAGGAGACCUUGAAAAAUGUAAUUCAUACAGUUGGGGUUCUGCUUGUUUGGCUACACUAUAUAGACAUAUGUGCAAGGCGGCCCAUAGAGGAGUAAAGAGCAUAGGAGGAUGUGUGGUAUUACUAAUUGUAUGGGCAUUCACAUGCAUACCCUUGAUAGCCCCGGUUAGUAACGAGGUUCCAUCAUUUCCUUAUGCAUUAAGAUGGUGCAAACGAGGUAUGAAUUAUCGAACUAAUCCUCGACAUCAUUUACAAGGGUACCGUGUUGCAAUAGAACACAUGGAAGAAAAAGAUUUUAUUUGGAGGCCGUACAUACAAUAUCCAGUGCCUGAUUAUAAUGACAGCCGAGUCUGGAGUGCAACAACAUAUAUCAUAUGUUUCUAUACCGUUGAGAUGCAUCAGACGAAUCGAGUCAAACUCCAAUUUGGAUUUGAACAACAAAUACCGUCUACGCCAAGAUGUCUAAGUGAACACCAUAACAUGACUAUGGUCCAAGCUUGGGACACGCAUUGACAAGAUUUAAAUGAAGAAGAGCUGAAAGAAUGGAAAAGAAGAAGGCAUUUGGUGUUACAAGGAAACUCGGUAAUUGGUGAGUCUAAGCCGGAUAGAGAAUACAUGAAUUGGUUUUUAUCAAUUCCUUUUAUGCACGUUGCUCCGACACAAUUUUUGGAUGAUCCCCGUCAACGUCUAGCUUCUUCAACCCAACACACAACAUCACCCCCACAACAACAUAACCAACCAUCAUCCUCAGCUCAACAAACAUACCAACACAUCCAGACCACCCAACAACACACCAUUUAUUCCACCUCAACCCAACACCAUAAUCUCCAAACUCCAUUCCCUCCAACAAACUACUUUUACAACCAACAAUAUCAACAACAAACCAAACUACGCCCACCCAUACAAUACACUCCAAUUCCUCAACCCAACUUUGAAUACUCAAACCCUCAUUCUCAACCCCAACCUUUUAACACCACAUACACACAUCCCACUCCCACAUACAACCCUGAUGAUGUGUAUUAUCCUCCUAUCCAACACACCCCACCCGAAACCUACACACAAACCACACAUUCACUACCCAACUUUGACCUCACCGAUGACCAUUUAAUGAGUAUGCCUUCUUUUGGCGUUCAAGAACUCGACCUUAUGGAUAUGCCUCCUAACACAUCACAACAACAUCAAAGUCAACAACAACAAAACGCCCUUGAUGAAUUGUCUUCCGACUCAUCUCCGUCUCCCGUAAGACAAAGACAAGAAGACUUGGGCAAGGGAAAACGCAAAAAAGUUGGCACAAGAUGUGGA
Lathyrus oleraceus (garden pea) is the source of this 1930-nucleotide messenger RNA. RefSeq names its product serine/threonine-protein phosphatase 7 long form homolog. NCBI's taxonomy places the organism in Eukaryota, Viridiplantae, Streptophyta, Magnoliopsida, Fabales, Fabaceae. Bases 341 to 1141 code for a protein of 266 amino acids. Gene Ontology annotation, biological process: meristem development; meristem maintenance. The record is from RefSeq and is a predicted model, not a curated record. The transcript is spliced from 3 exons.